Messenger RNA from Piliocolobus tephrosceles (Ugandan red Colobus), 6131 nucleotides. RefSeq names its product discoidin, CUB and LCCL domain containing 2 (gene DCBLD2). Gene Ontology annotation, biological process: wound healing. The record is from RefSeq and is a predicted model, not a curated record. The transcript has 16 exons. Gene Ontology annotation, cellular component: plasma membrane. The coding region runs from base 357 to 2726 and encodes 789 amino acids. Gene Ontology annotation, molecular function: signaling receptor activity. Lineage: Eukaryota; Metazoa; Chordata; Mammalia; Primates; Cercopithecidae.
AGCUAGCCAGAGCCGCGGGCGAGCGCGGCGAGCGGGGAUCCUGGUGGGGAUCGCUGCGCGGGAGGCGCGUCCCCCAGCUCCGCCGCGGCCGCCCUCCGCCGCUCGAGCACUCCGCUUCCUUCCCUCCCCUCCCCUGCGCUCCGCCCUGGGGUCUCGGCGCGGGGAGCGGAGGGAAGGGACGAAGGAGGAGGAGGUGAAAGCGGGGUGAGGGGCGGAAGGGUCCCGGCGCGGGGUGAGACGAGGGCUGCCUCUAGUUCUCCCGCCGCUGCCGCCGUCUCCUGGUCGGGUGCCGCGGCCCGAGGCGCGCGGGGCUCCCGGGGCGCCCGCACUAUGCAGGCGGACUGCCGGCUGCCGCGAUGGCGAGCCGGGCGGUGGUGAGAGCCAGGCGCUUCCCGCAGUGUCCCCAAGUCCGGGCCGCGGCCGCCGCCCCCGCCUGGGCCGCGCUCCCCCUCUCCCGCUCCCUCCCUCCCUGCUCCAACUCCUCCUCCUCCUCCAUGCCUCUGUUCCUCCUGCUCUUACUUGUCCUGCUCCUGCUGCUCGACGACGCUGGAGCCCAGCAAGGUGAUGGAUGUGGACACACUGUACUAGGCCCUGAGAGUGGAACCCUUACAUCCAUAAACUACCCACAGACCUAUCCCAACAGCACUGUUUGUGAAUGGGAGAUCCGUGUAAAGAUGGGAGAGAGAGUUCGCAUCAAAUUUGGUGACUUUGACAUUGAAGAUUCUGAUUCUUGUCACUUUAAUUACUUGAGAAUUUAUAAUGGAAUUGGAGUCAGCAGAACUGAAAUAGGCAAAUACUGUGGUCUGGGGUUGCAGAUGAACCAUUCAAUUGAAUCAAAAGGCAAUGAAAUCACAUUGCUGUUCAUGAGUGGAAUCCAUGUUUCUGGACGCGGAUUUUUGGCCUCAUACUCUGUUAUAGAUAAACAAGAUCUAAUUACUUGUUUGGACACUGCAUCCAAUUUUUUGGAACCUGAGUUCAGUAAGUACUGCCCAGCUGGUUGUCUGCUUCCUUUUGCUGAGAUAUCUGGAACAAUUCCUCAUGGAUAUAGAGAUUCCUCGCCAUUGUGCAUGGCUGGUGUGCAUGCAGGAGUAGUGUCAAACACGUUGGGUGGCCAAAUCAGUGUUGUAAUUAGUAAAGGUAUCCCAUAUUAUGAAAGUUCUUUGGCUAACAACGUCACAUCUGUGGUGGGACACUUAUCUACAAGUCUUUUUACAUUUAAGACAAGUGGUUGUUAUGGAACACUGGGGAUGGAGUCUGGUGUGAUCGCGGAUCCUCAAAUAACAGCAUCAUCUGUGCUGGAGUGGACUGACCACACGGGGCAAGAGAACAGUUGGAAACCCGAAAAAGCCAGGCUGAAAAAACCUGGACCGCCUUGGGCUGCUUUUGCCACUGAUGAAUACCAGUGGUUACAAAUAGAUUUGAAUAAGGAGAAGAAAAUAACAGGCAUUAUAACCACUGGAUCCACCAUGGUGGAACACAAUUACUAUGUGUCUGCCUACAGAAUCCUGUACAGUGAUGAUGGGCAGAAAUGGACUGUGUACAGAGAGCCUGGUGUGGAGCAAGAUAAGGUAUUUCAAGGAAACAAAGAUUAUCACCAGGAUGUGCGUAAUAACUUUUUGCCACCAAUUAUUGCACGUUUUAUUAGAGUGAAUCCUACCCAAUGGCAGCAGAAAAUUGCCAUGAAAAUGGAGCUGCUCGGAUGUCAGUUUAUUCCGAAAGGUCGUCCUCCAAAACUUACUCAACCUCCACCUCCUCGGAACAGCAAUGACCUCAGAAACACUACAGCCCCUCCAAAAAUAGCCAAAGGUCGUGCCCCAAAAUUUACGCAACCACUACAACCUCGCAGUAGCAAUGAAUUUCCUGCACAGACAGAACAAACAACUGCCAGUCCUGAUAUCAAAAAUACUACCGUAACUCCAGAUGUAACCAAAGAUGUAGCACUGGCUGCAGUUCUUGUCCCUGUGCUGGUCAUGGUCCUCACUACUCUCAUUCUCGUAUUAGUGUGUGCCUGGCACUGGAGAAACAGAAAGAAAAAAACUGAAGGCACCUAUGACUUACCUUACUGGGACCGGGCAGGUUUUUAUUUAAUGAUCUCUUUGGCUUACCGUCACAAUGAAGGUUGGUGGAAAGGAAUGAAGCAGUUUCUUCCUGCAAAAGCAGUGGACCAUGAGGAAACCCCAGUUCGCUAUAGCAGCAGCGAAGUUAAUCACCUGAGUCCAAGAGAAGUCACCACAGUGCUGCAGGCUGACUCUGCAGAGUAUGCUCAGCCACUCGUAGGAGGAAUUGUUGGCACACUUCAUCAGAGAUCUACCUUUAAACCAGAAGAAGGAAAAGAAGCAGGCUAUGCAGACCUAGAUCCUUACAACUCACCAGGGCAGGAAGUUUAUCACGCCUAUGCUGAACCACUCCCAAUUACGGGGCCUGAGUAUGCAACCCCAAUCAUCAUGGACAUGUCAGGGCACCCCUCAGCUUCAGCUGGUCUGCCCUCCACAUCCACUUUCAAAGCUACGGGGAACCAACCGCCCCCGCUAGUGGGAACUUACAAUACACUUCUCUCCAGGACUGACAGCUGCUCCUCAGCCCAGGCCCAGUAUGAUACCCCGAAAGGUGGGAAGCCAGGUCCACCUGCCCCAGACGAGUUGGUGUACCAGGUGCCACAGAGCACACAGGAAGUAUCAGGAGCAGGAAGGGAUGAGGAAUGUGAUGUUUUUAAAGAAAUCCUUUGAAGGUGAUGCUGCUUUUUGCAAAGCAUCGUUUUAAAGCACAUGGCCUUUUUUUUUUUUUCUUUUAAUUAUUAGUGGUAGUAAUAUAUAGAAUGUAUUACAUAUCUGUCACUGAAGUGGUUGGGGAAAAUGUGGUGACUGAGGUACAGGAAACUACUAAUCUUGCCAUCUUGCUUUAAAGGUGUUAUGGUGGCACAGUUACUGCUCGCCUGUUAAAUUUCAAAUGUCCUGUUUGAUACUACUGUAGAACACUAUUUUUAAUACAGAAAAAGCUCCCUAUAAUGCACUUCAGAGAAAUUAAAAAUCACUGAAAGUAUUUAUUACCAAUGCUGCAGGUACAUUAAUGAACUCGAGAUGGCUCUGUAAGCCUGACUGGCAAUAACGCACGGUACUGUUCUUGAAAUACCUAAUGGCUUGAAAUUCUAGUCUUGUUUGUGAAAGAUGGGUACUAUCAUGAUUUCCUCUUCUAUUCCUAUAUUCUUUUCUGGAUUAUGUUUUUUAAUAAUUACUGAUAUAAGCAUUGUUUUGUUUUGAUUGCAGCCGUAUCCACUUAUCCAUCUUAAGAUCUCUGGCUGGGAUUCUCUGACUUGUAAUGAGCAGGGGGAUUGCUUUUUCACUUUGUGACACUCUUUAGAGCUUUAAUGCUUCACAGUAUAUGGCCUGGUCUCAUCCUCGCGUGUUCCACGUGAGGCCCUUGGUGGCUUGCCCCAUUCUUGUGUUUGUAAAAUGUUUGAGUAUUUCUGAUGAGUGAUUCUUGCCUUAGUCUCAUGAAUUCAGAUCCCUUCAUGUCUUUAAGUAUGCUCCUCUAUGUGUAAACAGGAACAACUUGACGAUUUGAAAGCUUUAAAGGAGAUUCUUCUCCCACCCCCAACUUUAUUUACAAUGGGAUUUUUCCUAGGAGAGUUAUGAAAAGUUGAAGGCUUCUAAGGGAGUGCUGUAAACAUGACUCACUUACAUUUAUCACAGUGAAAGGCAAAAUUAUUCACUCAGAAGUAAUAUAAAUUACCUCUUUAAAAAGUAACCAGAAUCUGUCCUUUUUGGUUUUAUACAUUCACAAAAUAUACAUUUUUCUUGAGUCUCAAGGUAUUUUAUAUUUUUAGUCAGAAAAAAUAAUUUUUCAUUUCAGUUUUCCAUAAACUAUUACACACAAUAUAAACCUAACAUGUAUUUUUCAGGACUGCAUGAUUGUGCACUUUGUCUGUGUGGUAAGAGGUUUGAGUAAUCCUGUAUGUCACCUAGGGAACAGACAUUAUAGCUUCCUAGCAAGUGAAUAUUCAUGCCUUGUUUUUGAUACCUCCUGGCAGCUUCCAUGUCACCACGUGUUCAUACCUGCCCAGAGCUAGUUUUAGACACAGCAAAAUAGAAAUCCUCUGUAAUUUAUUAGCCAACAAUGUAAAACCAUCUUUAAAAGCCUUCAGACUAGCAACAUGACAUGAGCAGUUCACCAUAUGAUAAAAAUAUAUAAAUUUGAUAGUCCCUCUUCCAUAAACCUUUGUCUGUAGAUUUAAUGUAGAACAGAACUUUUCCAUAAAGUUCGAGUCACUUCUGUUGGCCUGAGCCACCAGAUUAUGAUGUUGCCAGAAUUCACUCAAUUUGAAUAAAGAUGAACAGUAUUUGUUUUCUUGCUUCCAUGAAUUAUAUCAGUAUUCUAAAACAUUGCUUCAGAAAGAGAACUGUUUAUUUCUGCAGGCUUCCUGCCCUUUUGUGGUAUGGUUUUGUUGGCCUUAUUUUCACUGUUUUUUCCUUCUCCAAACUUUGAGGCGCCAUUUCAUUCAUUGAAAAAUCAAUACAUAUUUUGUUUCAAAAUGUUUGAAACAAAAGACAUAGAUGUUAGACUUUUAUUAAAACAUACAUGGAUGUGUAAAGCACAUGUAUUAACGCAGUCAUCCCUUUUCAGGUGGGAAGAGGGCAAACGAGUUGAUUUUUUUAAUUCAUCCUUAACACAGAGAAUAUACUUUUCCUCAAGUAACAUACCUGUUUGAAGCUUUAAGAGAGAUGUUUUUGGUAACUAUUUCAUUUUCCCAAAGAAGUUUGCUAUUCUUACGUUAAUUGUGUAUACCUGAUCGAUUGUUUUUUUCCUGGAGGUUUUUGUUGUUGUUUACUUUUGGGUUUUUUUUUUAAGAGGCAAUUGUUUUCUGAAAUGAUGCAUAUUUUAAGACUCAAUUCAUAUUGCCACUGUGCUAUCCUUGAACUACCAAUAAUUUUUAUAAAAUAUCUAGUUUUUACUACUUUUAUAUAAACUUUCCUUUCCAGAUGAAGAGCUGAGCCUGAUUCAAAUGGUUUUUCUGCUUUGUACUUCUUUUUAAGUUCAUUGGUUUUUAUAGUAGAGGUUUUCUAUUUGUUUUGUUUUUUUUACUACAUUUAUAUCUGAUACAUACAUUGCUUUGGAGACAAUCAAGUAACAACUGAAAAUGUGAAAGUAACUGUAUCUGACAAAAUUCCCUUGUAUUUUUAUCCUUUGCUUGCAACAUUUAAGACUCAAAGUCACUGGUGUAUUGGAUUAGGUUUUUUCUUAGUAAUACAGUUAUAGAAAUACAUCAGAGACACAACAAAUGUGGCCAUUACAGGUUUCAUAAAAUUACACUGACUUGGCUGUUACUUGAUCGUAGGAAACAGCACAGUUUAAGAUAUUGUGAAUUCUGACUUAUACUUUAUUAAAUGCUGUAAAUCUAAAUAGAUCCUGUUGUAUGUGCUGGGUCUAGUCCAGUUUAUUUAAGUCCACGUUUCACUGUUUGCACUUUGCAUUGAACAAUGGGUUUAUUCGCUGAUGUAAAUGGUUCGAGUGAAGAAUUAAUGCAGUCAUUACGACAACACAUACACACUUCCCUCUCCCCAUCCCCAGAGGAGGGGAGCAGAAUCUGAGCUUAUCUAAAUAUGAAUGUGGCCACAAAGCUGUGGAAAGUGACAAAGCUUGAACACCUUUGCCCUGGCUCUGCAUUGUCACCUAGAGAGCAAGAGGUCUAUAGAAACAUCAUGUCAGAUGAGACGAUUCUCUGCUUUUUGGUUCUGAACUUGAAGUCCCUAAACUGCAAAAUCUAAGUAAGAGUUGGAUGGUUAUUAAAAUGCUUUUAAAGUCAACUGUGGCACCAAUUCUCAUGUAAUUCAACUUUUGUUUUUUUCUUUUUUUUUGGUGGCACUGGGCAAAGUGGAAACAAACAUGUAUUGAAAUACAUAUUGGAGAUAAAAAUGGCUUGAGCGUCAGUGAUAUUCUCCCAGAAUGUACUUUUCUUACCUCGGCAUGUACUGUAGUCACUCAGUAUUUGUAUAUGUUGCUAGAAUUUAGAUUGUAAAAUAGUGAAAUUUUUAUGUGUUCAUUUGUUUUUAAUAAAUUGUAUAUAUGUCUUGCUCAGAUUAUUUGGUUUAAAUAAAACAACCUUGAGGUUUGUAGCUUUUCCUUAUAUUAUAAAA